Molecule: messenger RNA, 3023 nt
Organism: Frieseomelitta varia
Lineage: Eukaryota; Metazoa; Arthropoda; Insecta; Hymenoptera; Apidae
Product: cytochrome P450 9e2-like
Exons: 1
Coding region: 205-1764 (519 amino acids)
Molecular function (GO): monooxygenase activity; heme binding; oxidoreductase activity, acting on paired donors, with incorporation or reduction of molecular oxygen
Source: RefSeq, a predicted model, not a curated record
GACUCAACGUAACUUGGCGCAAAUUGGGAGGGAGUUGGAAGACAUUGAGACGUUCUUAUACAUCGAAAACAUAGUCCUCCCGUGUAGAACUGGUUUUAAACGAGUGACGACUCUUCGUACCACUAGUUUGCUUGGUAAGCUGUCAGAGUGAGCAUCGUCACGUUAUUAUAGUCACUUGCCGCUACGCUCCGUGAAUACGCCACGAUGGAUUACCUACCGAUCGCUUUUUCGCUGGUAGCGGUGCUCGUUACCUUUUAUUACUUUAUUACGAGGAAUCACAAUUUUUUCAAGAAGCAUGGCAUCCUGCACGUUCCGCCGACGCCGCUGUUUGGAAACAUGGGACCGUUCGCCAGACGACAAAUGACCAUGCCGGACUUGCUUGCCAAGACUUAUCAACUGGAUCCCAAAGCGAAAUACGUCGGUUUCUAUGAAUUUUUCACGCCGCUAAUCAUGCUACGCGAUCUCGAUCUGAUCAAGGCCGUUACCAUGAAGAAUGUCGAACAAUUUCCAGAUCAUCGUCCGCUGGUGAACAAAAAAGUAGAUCCCAUGCUAGCGGGAAUGCUAUUCAUGUUGAACGGUGACCAGUGGAAGGAUCAGAGGAACAUGCUAUCACCGACGUUCACCUCCAGCAAGAUAAAAACCAUGUACAAACUGAUGUCAGAAUGCGCGAUCAGAUUCGCCGAACAUUUGUCGAAUUUGCCGGAGGAGCAGCACGAAACGGAUAUGAAGGGUCUGUUAACGAAAUACACGAACGAUGUGAUUGCUAGCUGCGUCUACAGCGUGUCCAUCGACUCAGUCAAGGAACCGAACAACGUGUUCUACGUGUACGGUAGAAUAAGCACGUCGUUGGCAACGUUCAAGAAGUCCCUGAUACUCUUGGUAAACAGAAACGCUCCGUGGUUAGCUGAGCUGCUGCAACUCAAGAUCGUGGAUAGUCACAUUGCCAAAUUUUUCUACGACCAAGUAGCAGAUACGGUGGAGACCAGGCAACGGACCGGCGCUCGCAGGCCGGACAUUCUGCAGCUGUUCAUGGACAAUAACAAGAAAAGAGAGCCGGAAAAACAGAUGACCGUGCAAGAUAUGGCGAAUCACGCGUACAGUUUCUUCUUUGGCGGUUUCGACACGGUCGCGUCGCAAACCUGCAUAGUGGCGCACUUGUUGGCCGAGAAUCCGGAUGUUCAGGAAAGGCUGCAGCAGGAGAUUGACGAGACGUUGGAAAAUAACAACGGAGAGCUGACCUACGACGCGAUGCAUGAGAUGAAGUAUCUGGACGCGGUGAUCAACGAAACCUUACGACUUUAUCCGAUCGCCACGUUCAUAGACAGAAUGUGCGCCAAAGAUUUCGAACUACCGCCGGCCCGACCCGGUGACAAACCGUUCACCAUCAAGGCAGGGAUGAACAUCUGGAUUCCCGUAAGUGCGAUCCACCAGGACCCGAAGUAUUACGAGAAUCCCUUGAAAUUCGACCCGGAUAGAUUCUACGAAAACAAAACGGUCACUAAUUCGGCAGCGUACAUGCCGUUCGGUCUUGGGCCGAGGAUGUGCAUCGGCAACCGAUUCGCGCUGACGAAGAUGAAAGUGUUGCUCUGUCACGUUCUCGCCAAGUGCAGCAUCAAGCUCGCGUCGAGAACAAUCACGCCGUUGCAGUUCGAAAAAGGCGUGUUUAACCUCACCGGGAAAAACGGUUUCUGGUUGGCCAUCGAGCCGAGAAAGAGUUCUUAUUGUUUCUCUACCGUUUCCGCCAGUGCUGUUCCCUGCAAUUGAACGUAAACGAAAAUAUUACCUAUAUUAUGUUAAUGUUAGAUGUUUGAUUGCAUAUGCGAGUUCAACAUGGGUAAAUAAAGAUUUUGUUGCAAUUUUGUCCUUCCCAUCGUCGAAUCACUAACGUUGUAACGUACUUGAUAAAAAUUCGUUCAUUGGCGUGAAACAGUUUCCAUAUCUUGCUUUUCCGUUGAAAAUCGGAAAUUGUCGAUACGAUACGAGCGGAUACUUUAAUGGAACGACCGUUUGACUCGAACUUGUCUCUAUUUGUAAAAUUCGGCUCUCAAUUUAUUGUUAAUAGGAAAAAUAAUGAGAAAUCGCAUCUAUUUUCUAUGGGCGAUUAUAUUGCUUUCAUUCCUCCUUCAGCACUUCAAAUUGCUGCGUUAUUAUAUAGAGAAAUUAUCCGGUAUCUCUGAAGAUUAGAUGUAAUGAAAAUAGCCUCUGUUAUCUUUCGUCCACAAAUCAAAGUAUUUACUGUCUAUCUACAGAGCGUGUUAAUUUACGUGUUGUAAUAACGGAACCUUUCUGCUAUAAUUUUAUUAUAACACUCAGCGCUUCGGCUAAUGUUAUUAAAAAAUUUAAUUCGAUUCAGUACCGUGUAUAUAUUUUUUCCAUACAAUUUCCUUGUUUGCGACAUUAGCAAACGAACAUAGUUAGUCGUAACAUUUUUGUUUUUCUUUUUUUUUACAAACUCUUUGUUAAAUAUUUAGCAAUUUAGCAAAGAUUUAACAGAGUUACGAGAAAUAUUUCCGGUUUAAAGAGAAAGAUACUCGUUUAAUCGUUCGUGCGAGUAAUAUUACGAGAUGACAAUGAAGGAGCUAGGUAAUUUUUUUAUAUAUAUAUUUCUAUAACAUCCGUAUUAAGAUAAAAGUGUUAUGUCACUUAGAUUAAUCACGAUCUGUUGUGUAAAAAUAUAAAAUAUCAAAGAAAAACCAUUAGGAAAAUAAUCUCGAGAGAAAGAUGAAGAUAUUAUUUUUCUGAGAUAAUGACUUGCUGAUUACUUGUGUCUGAGAUUAAGUUAUAAUUUGUAGUAUAAGCGGUAGUCAGCACAGCGAUAAUGAUAUUACACACACAUACAUUUAUAAAUAUGUAUGUAGAUAAAUGGAACUAUCAAAGGUAUUUUGCGUUUCAACGGAUGAAUCAAUUCUAUAAUCAUCAAUCAAGGUAAUUUGUUUCGAUUGCAAUUUCUCUGUUGCACAAUACAGGAUGAUUCGUAACUGAUGGUACAAUCGAGUACAAGGUCAUUCUACAAUAAGAGAAAA